UGUAAUUGAUAGUAUUUUGCAUCUUGAUUUGACAUGGCACUUCAAACAUGACUGAAUAAGGAGGAGUCUGAUAAAGGGGCUGGGUUGAUUUCAUCUGUCAAAAAUACCCUCACAACGCCACACAUUCUCCAGAAGGUACCCUUCCAGGUUAGGAACAGAGAGCUCUAUCAUGGUGGCUGAGAAUACUGACCCCACACCUAUACUAUUUCCUGAGGCAGACAUUAAUAACCACAGUGGCUCUCUGAGCAUCGACGACGCUCGGUGGCGAAGGCUGGAGGAGAGGCAGACGCUUCUGUGGAGGCUGCUGCUUGGGGCCCUGUGUGGACUACUGCUGCAGGCCUGCUGGGUCUGUCGCCUCACAAACCUGACAGGCUCCAGCCUCAGCCAUGGAGACAACAGCUCAGCAGAAAAUAAAACCUCCAGUGAGAUUCCAGAGACCAAAGAUCUAGAGAGAAAGCCAGCUGCUCUACUAAAUGGUUACCGCGCUUCAGAGGGGAAAGACAAUGUUCUCCUGUGGACAGUUGUGGGGGAUGGAUUCCUCCAUAAGAUGGACUACAAGGACGGGCUCCUGACCAUAAGGGAAGAGGGCUACUACUUCCUGUACUCCAAGGUCGCCUUCUCUGAGUCCCACUGUAUACUAGUCAAGCACACAAUCAUGAGGAUCUCAGAGAGAUAUGGGGAGACACCCAUGGAACUGAUGCAGUCAGUGAGGUUUUACUGUCCAAAGCCUCUGAAGGGGGACAGACAAGACAAACAGGAGGGGCAAUAUGCGACCAGCAGCUACCUGGGAGGGGCCUUCCACCUUUUUACAAACGACUCAGUGUUCGUGAAGCUGGAGCGUGGGCAGAUAAGAACUGGACAGAAGGAGAACUUCUUCGGGGCUUUCUUGUUGUAGAACUCAGCUGGGGGUCAGUUACCUGGUUACCCAGCUGCUUAGUUAUCACCUUGGUAACACAAACAGUAACUAACUCUGGAACAGUGCUGGGAGCGUUCUGGCGGCACUUGAUUGGCUGUGUGGGCUGUUUGGAGACAAAAUGGGGGGUUAACAA
This is a messenger RNA of Alosa sapidissima (American shad), 1049 nucleotides long. Its product is annotated as tumor necrosis factor ligand superfamily member 14-like. The transcript is spliced from 4 exons. Gene Ontology annotation, cellular component: membrane. NCBI's taxonomy places the organism in Eukaryota, Metazoa, Chordata, Actinopteri, Clupeiformes, Clupeidae. Gene Ontology annotation, molecular function: tumor necrosis factor receptor binding. Gene Ontology annotation, biological process: immune response. The record is from RefSeq and is a predicted model, not a curated record. The coding region runs from base 170 to 895 and encodes 241 amino acids.